Molecule: messenger RNA, 1767 nt
Organism: Aspergillus mulundensis
Lineage: Eukaryota; Fungi; Ascomycota; Eurotiomycetes; Eurotiales; Aspergillaceae
Product: sulfatase family protein
Exons: 2
Coding region: 1-1767 (588 amino acids)
Biological process (GO): phenol-containing compound metabolic process
Molecular function (GO): glycosaminoglycan binding; N-acetylglucosamine-6-sulfatase activity; arylsulfatase activity
Source: RefSeq, a predicted model, not a curated record
AUGAAGUUCUCGUCAACGGUGGUAUGGCUUUCGUCGGCCAUUGCGGUCAACGCCAUCUUUCCCUUCGACCUUCAACAAGUCCUCAGUCCAGCGCCGUUAACGGGUAAACCCAACUUCGUGUUCAUCAUAACCGAUGACCAGGACCUGAAGCUCGACUCAAUUGACUACAUGCCCCUGCUGUCAAAGCACAUCAAGCAAAAAGGCACCUUCUUCAGCAACCACUUCGUUACGACCGCGCUGUGCUGCCCGUCACGAGUCAGCCUGUGGACUGGCCGCCAGGCACACAACACGAACGUCACCGACGUGAGUCCGCCAUAUGGAGGAUACCCCAAGUUCGUCGACCGCGGCUUCAACGAGAAUUUCCUGCCGGUGUGGCUGCAAUCCGCCGGAUACGACACCUACUACACCGGCAAGCUGUUAAACGCUCACACCGUCGACAACUACCAUAGCCCCUAUGUCAACGGCUUCACUGGGUCUGACUUCCUCUUGGACCCCUUCACCUAUUCGUACCUGAACUCGACGUAUCAACGGAAUCGCGAUGAGCCGGUCAGCUACGAAGGCCGGCAUACCGUCGAGGUCAUCACGGAGAAAGCGCUCGGAUUCCUGGAAGACGGGCUGAAUGGCGACCGUCCUUUCUUUCUGACGGUUGCGCCGGUUGCACCUCAUUCCAAUGUCGACGUUAGCGCUCUGGGGAAAGGACAUUCCCCCACGGUAAUGACGGAGCCAAUCCCGCUUGAUCGCCAUAAGGAUCUGUUCAGCGACGUGAAGGUCCCACGGACCUCGCAUUUCAACCCAGACGAGCCGAGCGGCGCCAGCUGGAUCAAGACCUUACCGCAGCAGAACAAAUCAACCAUCGAAUACCACGACCACUUCUACCGCCAGCGCCUGCGAGCUCUGCAGGGCGUCGACGAGCUCGUUGACUCAAUCGUCACGCGUCUCGAAGGCAGCGGCCAGCUCGACAACACGUACAUCAUCUACACCUCGGACAACGGCUAUCACAUCGGCCAGCACCGGCUGCCACCCGGAAAGGCGUGUGGGUUCGAAGAGGAUAUCCGCGUACCCUUGUUUAUUCGCGGACCCGGGGUGCCGGAGGACGAAGUCGAAACAGCCGUUACAACGCACAUCGACCUCGCGCCGACUAUCUUCGGUUUAGCGGAGAUCCCAUUGCGCGAGGACUUUGACGGCACGCCGAUCCCACUGCCGAGCUCGGUGGGUUCGAACGCUGUUUCUAUCCGUCAUGAGCACGUUACUGUUGAGUAUUGGGGAAAUUCGUACCUUGAGGGUGAGAGGGGAGCUUUGAGUAACCCAGCGAACCUCCCGUUCUUCAACAACAACACCUACAAGUCAGUGCGGAUCAUCGGGGAAGGCUACAACCUCUACUACUCCGUCUGGUGCAGCAACGAGCAUGAGCUCUACGAUUUGAUCACCGACCCAUACCAACUAAACAACCUGUUCACCUCUAAAGAACAGGCCAGCGAGAUCUUCGGCUACCCUCUAUUACAGGUAAUCAGCAGAUUAGACAGCAUUCUGCUAGUCCUCAAGUCAUGCAAAGGCGCGACAUGCAUCAAGCCAUGGGACGUCCUGCAUCCGGGCGGAAGUGUGCAGAACCUGAAAGACGCAUUGAAUCCGCUAUACGACGCAUUCUAUACCAGCCAGGCGCGAGUCUCAUUUGAUCACUGCGAACAUGGCUAUAUCCCUGAGGUAGAGGGACCGCAGGAUGCGCUUCCGUUCACGAGAUACGGGUUGAAUUGGGAUGUUUGGACAUAA